AUGCCCUUCUACGCCAAUACUCCCGAGGCCUUGCUCGGCCGGUCCGACUCCAAAAACCCCUCGACAACAUGCAGAGGCAUCACCGCAAGCGGCCGGCCCUGUAGGCGCCCGAUUGCCGCCUUAGACUUGCCGCCCAUGCCUGCCUCGCGCUCCAAAUCAUCGAAGCUGCGCGUUGACGACCCGAGAGACGAGAAUUUGUAUUGCUGGCAGCACAAAGAGCAGGCCAGUCUGUCGACAAGAUCGAGCCCGGGCCCGAGGAUGUCCAGCACGCCCAUCUUGGAGGAGCGAACAAGUUUGGAUACGCUGGCCGAUCGUCUGGGCUUGAUUACCCCGACGCAGACACGGUCGGAGAAAACGCAGACACGGUCGGGGAAACCGCCGAGACGCCAGAACGGCGGAGGAUCGCGGCCCAGCGCAAGCGCCGGCGGGAAGCAACAGCAACGCCCGCCGAAGAUGGCUCGCCCAAAGCCCAAGAAGGAGGAGAUUGCCUUCUGCUUCUGCUUCCGCAUCCCAACCGAAGAAGCCUCGCCUCCGCCGCGCCCAAGACCACACCCCUUGCAGACUCCAGUGUCGACACCGCCCCGGGCGAGCUGGAAGAGGCCCCCGAACCAACACCUUGCUCCGUCGCAGUCUCCGUCGCGCCCCUGGCCGGCCUCGCCGGGCCAGUCACCCGGUGGGCGCCGCUCGCACCGGUCCUCGACCGCCUCGCAAACCGCCGAAUACAUGUCGCUGAUCCCCCAGAGCGCCUCGCCCCAGACGGCCUCGUUGCUGCUGGCUGAGCUCGCCAAGCCUGUCUCUCAACAAGACGACGCGGGGUACAUCUACAUCUUCUGGCUCACGCCCGAGACACAGCCUGCCACGCCUCCGGCCGAGGCAGCAUCGUCUCUACUCGGGCCGAGCACGCCGACGCGCCCCGGCCGCGGCAACGCGCGGCGGCCCAGCGACGUGCUCCGCUCGUUUGCCGCGUCAUCCGAGGACGACGACACCGAAGCCGGCGCGACCCGUGGCCCUGGCGACGCGGGCGACGCGGGCGCCGCACCGGGCGGCAAGAAGAUCCUGCUAAAGAUCGGCCGGGCCACCAACGUGCACCGCCGGCUUAACGAGUGGCAGCGCCAGUGCGGAUACAAUCUAUCCCUGAUCCGGUACUACCCGUACGUCUCGUCCUCCAGCCCGGCUGCCGCCGCGGUGCCGCGCAAGAUCCCCCACAGCCACAAGGUCGAGCGGCUCGUGCAUCUCGAGCUCGCCGGCCGCGGCAUGCGCGUCGCGGACCAGGACAAGUGCGCCACGUGCGGCAGGGAACAUCGCGAGUGGUUCGAGGUCGACGCUACCCGGCAGGGGGUUGCCGAGGUGGACGAGGUGGUGCGGAGGUGGUCCGACUGGGACGAGGCUCAGGGAUGA
Lasiosphaeria miniovina is the source of this 1398-nucleotide messenger RNA. Its product is annotated as meiotically up-regulated gene 113-domain-containing protein. Lineage: Eukaryota; Fungi; Ascomycota; Sordariomycetes; Sordariales; Lasiosphaeriaceae. The transcript has a single exon. The record is from RefSeq and is a predicted model, not a curated record. Bases 1 to 1398 code for a protein of 465 amino acids.